GAGUGCAGAUGUGGAUUUUUAUGUGAGUGAGUGUGUGUGUGAGAGAGAGAGAGAAAGAGAGGAAGAGACUGGUGGAGAGGGGUGUGAGUGGGAGGGUUAAGAGGAAAGGAGGAGAGUAAGGGAAGAUGCUGGCUGGGAGUAUAUUGCAGUUUGAAGAGCUGAGAGAGAGGCCAGCAGGUGAAUGACAGAUGAAGAGCAAGUAAGCGAGCUGAGAGGAGUAGCAGAGACAGAGCAGAAAACUGAGCUCAGGGAGGAGGAGGGGGUGCUUAGACGGAAACAAGAUGGGGCCGACCCCCGAAUUUCUGCACCACUAGAACACCAGCUGUUGCAGCCUGUACUGACACACAGCACCUCACCUCUCCACAAGACCACAGAUUUAUUUGAAAUGAUUGAAAAGAUGCAGGGUAGCAGAAUGGAUGAGCAAAGAUGCACCUUUCCUCCAACUCUGAAGACUGAAGAAGAUUACAUUCCAUACCCAAGUGUCCAUGAGGUGUUGGGGAAAAAAAGCCCCUUUCCUCUCAUCCUUCUGCCACAGUUUGGUGGUUACUGGAUUGAGGGAACCCUCCAUGAGCUGAGUGCAGCUGGGGACCCGGAGCACCACAGACCUCCGUCACCCAACAGCCGCACUAAACUGGAAUGUAACACAAUGGCUACACUCUACAGGAAACACUUCCUGGGCAAGGAGCACUUUAAUUACUAUUCACUGGACAGCUCCCUCGGACAUCUGCUGUUCUCCAUAAAAUAUGAUGAGAUUGGUGACCAGGAACAUCUCCGUCUAAUGCUGAGAACAAAGCUGAAAACCUAUCAUGAUGUGAUCCCCAUAUCCUGUCUAACAGAGUUUCCCAACAUAGUUCAAAUGGCCAAGCUCGUCUGUGAGGAGAUCAACGUGGACCGUUUUUAUCCUGUCCUGUAUCCAAAAGCUUCGAGACUCAUUGUCACAUUUGACGAACAUGUGAUCAGCAAUAAUUUCAAAUUUGGGGUCAUCUACCAAAGGUUUGGACAGACAACAGAAGAGGAGCUGUUUGGCAACAGUGAAGAAAGUCCUGCCUUUAUAGAGUUCCUGGAGUUUCUGGGAGAAAAGAUUGAAUUACAUAAUUUUAAAGGUUUCCGUGGAGGGUUAGAUGUGACUCAUGGGCAGACUGGCACAGAAUCUGUCUACUGCAACUACCGCAACAAAGAGGUCAUGUUCCAUGUGUCCACAAAACUGCCUUACACAGAGGGGGACACCCAACAGUUGCAGAGAAAAAGGCACAUAGGCAAUGACAUUGUGGCCAUUGUAUUCCAAGAGGAAAAUACUCCCUUUGUGCCAGAUAUGAUUGCCUCCAACUUUCUUCAUGCUUAUGUCGUGGUCCAAGUGGUCAACCCCUGCUCUGACAAUGUUGUCUACAAGGUUUCAGUGACAGCUCGUGAUGAUGUUCCUUUCUUUGGCCCCGCCCUUCCAAACCCUGCCAUAUUUAAAAGAGGCGCUGAAUUUCACGAGUUCCUGUUUACAAAGCUAAUCAAUGCAGAAUAUGCAUGCUACAAAGCGGAAAAGUUUGCUAAAUUGGAGGAGCGAACACGAUCAGCUUUGCUUGAAACGCUUUAUGAGGAACUCCACGUGAACAGCCAGGCCAUAAUGGGAGUUGGAGGAGAGGACGACAAACUGGAAAAUGGGAAUGCAGGAGGAGGGGGCUUCUUUGAGUCCUUUAAGCGGGUAAUUCGCGGUAGGAGCCAGUCAAUGGAUGCCAUGAGUCUAACUUUCAAGAAGCCAGUCUCCAAUAACCUGAUCAGCCACAGCCCUGCAGAGAGCCCUAAAUUCCCUGGUAUAUCAUUGCUUGUCCCAGGCAAAAGUCCCAGUAAAUAUGGACGCCGUGGCAGUGCCAUAGGGAUAGGAACAGUAGAAGAGUCUUUGAUUAUCCCGGGAAAAAGUCCAACAAGGAAAAAGUCAGGUCCUUUCAGCUCCAGACGAAGCAGUGCCAUUGGGAUUGAGAACAUUCAAGAAGUCCAGGAGAGAAGUAGAGAUACAUCUCCAAACACUCAGAAGACACCUGACAGUGGCCAUGUUUCUCAAGACCCAAAAUCUGACAAUUCAGAUCAGAGCUCUCCUGAGGUCCUCACAACCACAAAGAACAGCUCUUAUCUCUGUGGUAGGACCCCUUCCAUCCCUGAGGCCCAUGACCUCUCCCGCUCGUCCUCCAAUGCCAGCAGCUUUGCCAGUGUAGUGGAGGAAAAUGAGGCCGAGGCAGCAGAGGACUAUGACACAGGCAUGGAGAGUCUUUCAUCAGCUGGGACACCUCACAAGCGAGACUCCCUCACUUACAGCACCUGGUUGGAGGACAGCAUCAGUUGCACCAGCAACAGUCGUGGCAGCUCUCCAGGGCCCGGUAAAUCUGAUCGAGGGAAAGCCACCGACAUCCGAAUCAAGCUAGAACGAUCUCAUGACCAUCAGUCAUCAAACUGUUAGCCCACCUGAUGUAAUCCCAAAUCUCCAUCUUCAGCAGGUCCAUAAGUCUCACUGCUUCUAAGAACCAUGCAUGUGACGUGACAAGUGAAGAGAAGGAGGAUGAUGAUGAAGAUGAGAAAGAAAUAUCAGAAGGAGCCUGCAGUUGGCUGCUCAGGGAAGACACGCAUCAAUACCCAGAGGAUACUAGAAAGGGUUACGCACAAUAAGGGGCCAGCUUUUUACAUUGUUGUUUCCUUACACUCUUUUCUUUGCCUGUUCCCACAUCUGUUGCCUGGCUGUACAUUUUUUACCUGAUCUUUGUUGUAGAAGUGCACAAUUGAUCUCAAAAUAUAAAUAUUUGAUCUCUGAACGAUUUCACUUUUGUUUAGCUGUCUUGUUAAUGUCAUGGUGUACUGGCAAUAAAAAGUACAGAUUGUGCUCUCAGCUGUCAUUGUUAGGAUAGCUGCAGCCUAAAGAUACUGUCAUAAGCUAAUUUAAGGGGCAUAUAUCAUCAUAUUUACAAUUUCACCUUUUAAAAUUCGGCUUUUCGGUUCACAAUAGUAAUAUUCAUUCCCAUUUAUGAAGUAUAGCAAUCUGUAAAAAUGCAUGAAAGAAAGAAAAGGUCCACAAGACAGCCAAGAAUGCAACCAAAAGUUGCUAAGGAGUUAUGAUAUUGCGUAUGGAACCCUGAAAACAUUCAGGCAGAAGUGUGUAACACAACAGCCACCCAAAACAAAAAUAGUGAUGGCAAAGUCUCUAGCUUGCAUACGGGCUCAUUAGGUAAUGAUUUCUAUAUGAAUUUGUCCUGUGAGAAGAAGUCAGGAGAAAUACUGUCAGAGAGUAGCAAUGUGGAGACAUUGCUCCAUUGCCUUGCCCAUUUUGCCUGUAAUUCACUGUGGUUAAAUUACAGGCAAUUUUUGUCAAAGUUUUGUGUUUCGCCCACUUCAAAAUCCUCAAAAUCAUGAUCCAUAAACCUAAAAUCUUAGUAGCAUUAAGUUUGAACUUGUAAUUCCUGCUCCAGUUUUGACCAUCUUUGUGUCUGAUGCCCAAGAUUGCCAGCUCUUCAAUUUCUCCAAACAACAGCAACAGCAAAUGGAAGCAGAAAAUCUUAGUUUUCUAACAUAUUCAGUCCGUGUUUUACUCGUUAGAUGUUAGAGUAAUGUAGCUGUCUAAACAUUUCUCAGAAGAUGCUCUCUCACUGUCGUAAUGGUCUGGCUGCCGACUCAGCUACAGCUAUCCUUGAACUAUAUGGGAAGAACUGUGUGUUCUUGUUCUUCAGCCUCAGGUUGCUUCUUCUUUUGAAUCAAAAUUUUGUUUAAUUAUCCUGAGGCAAAAAGUGUUUCAAAUGUAGGAACUGCUUUUGGUUGGACAUAUUUACUUUCAUCUCACUCGCUUUUCCUGCAUGGAUGAGCUUUUGGGAAAAAAUUGGUUUUUGGCUUAAUAAAGAUUUCUAAUAUUAAUUCUUAAGUAUUUAACAAACAAGGUUUAUCAGAAAAGCUUUUUUCCUUAGAAUGGAAGCUGAUAAAUUUGAUUAUUUGACAGGUAAAAUCCAAAUAGAAGAACAGGAUUUCUGCACUAAGACACUUUCUUCCAAUGGCCAUUUUCUCCCUGUUUAGCUUUUUUAAAAAAAGGAUAACAGUAUAGAAGGAAGUAGAAUAACAACUGACUGUCUUGGAGCUGAGCUUCAACAUGUUAUUUUCUUGACCUUUACAUACAUUUUUUUUACCAUGUUUUCUUCUGCCAAAAUAGUGCAAUACAUUUAUUAGAGGGAUUUCCAGAACAGAAAAAUAGGAUUAUUGAUUGCAUUGCCUGUUUUAUUCAGUCACUCUCUGUAUAGUCAAUGAAUGUACCGAUAUAGUCAUCAGUCAUUUUAAUUUUUUUACUUCUGUCUUUCUCUGGCCCAUGUUUUUAUUUAUUCACUGGUUCCUGGUAAAGUGGCAGUUACACAGUACCUUUAUGGCGAUAACACAGCGUCUUGUCAUACAGCUUGUAUAUGUUGUUUUGGUGUAAUUGUAGUUGUCAUAAUUACAUAUGACACCUGGCUUAUUUCAGGGGUCAGAUCUUGUUCAAUGCAGUAAGUUUGCAAUGCAAAUAUGAUCAAACCAUGUAUAUUUAUUUGCUUUAAAAGUGACUAAAUCCAAACUAAACUACUGGUUUUGUGGAUAUAUAAAUUUAACAGGAGUACAUAUAUGUAUAGCCAGUGGAUUUUAAAUUGGGAGGAGCACCACAAUAAGGUUACUGCCAAGUUAAAAAUUGACUGUUGUUUUUUGUCACAUAUUCUUGAUUUUAGAUUUUAUUUUGAGAGUUUUGUAAUUUUUUAAAGGUUUUCAGACUGUAAAAGGGAAAAAGUCUGUGUACAUCCCAUUGAUCAUUUCAGUUGCCUUAUAUCACACAAUGAUGGUGUAAGUCAAGCCAGUACAGCCAAUAAUGAAGUCAUCAGGAUUUCCAAUGUAAUGAAUGUUUUGUUUUUGCUUGUUUUUACUGUAAAUAAAUACCCUGAGAAGUUUA
Girardinichthys multiradiatus is the source of this 4930-nucleotide messenger RNA. RefSeq names its product rap1 GTPase-activating protein 1-like. Gene Ontology annotation, molecular function: GTPase activator activity. The record is from RefSeq and is a predicted model, not a curated record. The transcript has 25 exons. Gene Ontology annotation, biological process: activation of GTPase activity; regulation of small GTPase mediated signal transduction. Lineage: Eukaryota; Metazoa; Chordata; Actinopteri; Cyprinodontiformes; Goodeidae. Gene Ontology annotation, cellular component: cytoplasm. The coding region runs from base 182 to 2443 and encodes 753 amino acids.